Molecule: messenger RNA, 1371 nt
Organism: Merops nubicus (carmine bee-eater)
Lineage: Eukaryota; Metazoa; Chordata; Aves; Coraciiformes; Meropidae
Gene: OCSTAMP
Product: osteoclast stimulatory transmembrane protein
Exons: 2
Cellular component (GO): membrane
Source: RefSeq, a predicted model, not a curated record
AUGAGAACCUGGGUCUACUGUGAAGAAUUUCUGUUCCCAAAGGUGUUCAGGACCACAGAAGACCUAUGGUCAGUUUACUCCAAGCCUGUCCCAGCAAACAGCAGAGAGCUGUGGACCUUGUUUCUGCAGUGUUCCUGCAUUACAGCAGUGAUAGGAGGCCUCUUUUACAACUGGAUGUUUGCUUCCCUGGAGUACUCCUGGCAUCUCUCCACUGCAAUGGCCAUCUCCUUCAGUUUGCUCCUUCUCCUGACCCUUUUCUUGGUGCAUCCUGCCCGUUGUGUCUUCAGUAUGAUCAUGCCUACGUUAGGCACCAAACAAGGCCGGAAGCUGCUCCUGUCAACCUGUGUCAUGGUGGCGGUGGUUAACAUAACCCCCAACAUCACAAGCAACAUUAGAACCAUACUGCAGGUUAUUCAGUGCAUCUGCAAGAGCUCCUCUGAGAGUCUUUUGAACUCAACUGCUCUGCUAGAUAGAGCUUCCUGGGAGUUUGGGGAUGCAAGCCAAAAGCCCAUUCAUUCCAUUAAUAUUCAUCUGCCUAUGAAUGGACAUUUUCAGUUCUCAUUGUUUAAAAACAGCACGUUGAUUCAUCAACAACUGCAGCUUGCUGGGGAGAAAGUUGGGAGGGAUUUCUUGGCUGUUGAGGUACUGGUCAAAGACUCUGUACAAGUCUGCAACAAGCUGGUUGCUGGCUUCUCCAUGCUCUACCUCUGUUUUAAGUCCACCUGGUAUUUGAAAAAUUACCUCACCAACCUCCGCUUUGACAAUUUUUACAUCACCAAGAAGCUGGAGCGUUUAGCUGUGGACAGAAAAGCAGCUCAUCUGCUGGCAGGCCCACCCAAAAACCUCAUUCGCCCCACAGGCUUGAGGCUGUCCAGGGGAGAAGCGAUGCUGUGCCUCGUGCAAGCCAUGCUCCUCACGGUGGCCCUGCUGCUGCUGCUGCUGGUCGUGGCGAUGGACCACUGUGCCUUCAGCGUGGCAGACACGGCGGUGAGGAGGGCAGCUGCCUUCUCCACGGUGCCCGUCACCCUGGACAUCAAGUACAGGGUGAGUGCUGGGGUCCCCUGUCCCUCCCCACGCAGGGACCUCACCGGGCGGUGCGGGGGUUCCAGACACUACUCCCAUAAUCUGAACUUCAGCUCUGCCCACUGCAGGAUCAGCCCCCCGACACCUCCCAGCCCUUCUGUGCUGCUUGUUGUGGGGCUGCUCUUCUGCAUCCUCUACACCACCGUGUUCCUGGAGACCUACGCACAGCGCCUGUGCAGGAAAAUCGCAGGCUCCUUCUUCGAGAGCUGGGAGGAGAAGAGAGCCCUUCACCUCUACAAGAAGCUGUUCAGGAAGCACAAGAGCAGCAAAUCUGCAUUAACAACUAGG